Messenger RNA from Iphiclides podalirius (scarce swallowtail), 867 nucleotides. Lineage: Eukaryota; Metazoa; Arthropoda; Insecta; Lepidoptera; Papilionidae. The record is from the annotation of a GenBank genome assembly.
AUGUGGCGCGCCUGGUUCUUCAUCCUGUGCUUAGUGCCAGCCAGUCGACAAAUAUCAAUCACAGAGUUCACAGUACCACACGCUGUGCAAGCUGGAGAGGAUGCGGAGUUACACUGCAGAUACGACUUGAACAAGGACGAGUCAGACAAGGGAUUAUACGUAAAAUGGUGGUGGACGCCACUAAACGGCACUAGUGAACAAAUGCACCAACUUUACCAGAGGAUCAUCGGACGCGACCCUAUGAUAAUUACGAAUACAAUUCAACUAGAGUCACUAGAAAAUGAUGGAAUUCGAUUACUAAACAUGACUCCUGCAGACUCUGGGACCUACGAGUGUGAAGUUUCAAAUAUUAAUGAAAUAAGGCAACAUCAAGAAUUAAUUGUGUAUUCCAUGGGCAGCGGUCCGCAACUUAAUGUCUCCGUUGCGCCAGAUGGACCUGACGAAGACGAAGAGGAAGACGUGUUGGUCACGUGUGAGGCGCAUGACGUUGCUCCAUAUCCGGACAUUUCUAUUACAGUGGACGGAGUCUCUUUUAAUACCUCCGAAAUCGUAGAAGGUCCCAUUGAAGGAAUGUAUGAUAUAAUUGCUAACGCAACCGUGACCAAAGAGACGGCUGACGGUGCGGAAAUUCGUUGUGAAUUAUUUUAUAAAAAUGACAAUAUCUCUCAUCCUGUUUUUGCCAACAUCGAAACUUUCGAUAUAUCAGGGGUCGAGCUAUCCACUACAGAGGUCCCCGAGAACUCCACUGUUGCAGAUGUUGUCUCCGAAACUUUACAAAAUAUAAAUGGCGGUAAGCAACUCGACAGUUCCUUGCUUCUAAAUCUUGGGCUACUGUUACCUGCAUUGUUUUGCUGUAAUAUGUUAAUG